Messenger RNA from Paramecium sonneborni, 1767 nucleotides. Lineage: Eukaryota; Ciliophora; Oligohymenophorea; Peniculida; Parameciidae. The record is from the annotation of a GenBank genome assembly.
AUUUUUAACAUAUAUUAAUAUUCCAGAGCUUCGUGGUAAAAUACCAAAGUGUUAAAUAUGUUCCAAAGCCUUCCAUAAAUUGACAACUAGAGAACAUAUGUGCAAAAGGUAUUAAUAUAUUUUAACCUAAAAUAAGAUGUUUAAGAAUUGUUUGCAGUACUUGUGCUUCUUAUAAAAUUUCUUUAGAAGUCAAUAAGGGUGAAAGGUUAUGUAAAAUAUGUAAAGAGGUAAAUUUUCAUAUCUACUUUUCAGGAAUCAGAUUCAAUAAAAUCUUUUGUUGAUUAAAAUCAUAUUGUUUAUGGUGUUGAUACUAUUUCAAAAUAAUGGCUUGGAAAUGAUUUUAAUUCUUAAGAGUAUAAAAUUGUCAGUGAUCCUACAAAACUAAAAACGGAAUAAGUAGAUAUUAAUGGAUUAGACAACAUUAAUUAUUCUUUAAAGGAUUUUUAUUCUCUUGUUGGAAAUGAUAAUAUAAAAUUAAAAAAUGUUUGCAGUACUUUUUGUUCAAAGAAUCCACAAAUAGAAUUUACUCCAUAAUUGGUAUGUUUGGCUAAUUUUUUACUUUGCUUUUCAUCUGAAUCAUCUGCUUUUUAAUUACUCAAUAUCAUAUAUAAAUAAAAGCCAUCUGAGGAUUGUUUAAUUAGCAUAGUAAAAUAUUGUGUUAAAGGAUUCAAUUUAUCUGAUAAUAAAGAUACAUCUUUAAUGAAACAAUUUUUAAAAGAAAAAUUGGAAAGAUACUUGAUAACAUUUUCAAUUAAUAUGUUUAAUUUUGAUACAACUUUCUUUUUAAUUUCUGAACUAAUAUAAAAAUAUGAUUACUUCUUACGUGGAUUAGCUACUAUUUUUAUGCUUGCUAGCCCAAAUCUUUAAAAUUCUAAUUCUAAUGAGUUGGAAGUCUAUAUUUUAAGAAAUAUUAGAAGUAUAGAAGUAGAAAAGAAAUUAAAAACAAUUUAAUAAUUUCAAACAAAAUAAGAAUCAGAUAUUAUAGAGAGAACACAAUCAAAAAUGAGUCAAGCUUUUUCAGUUUUUGAAUAACAAGAUCCAACCUAAGUUAAUGAUUUAAAAACAGAGAUUUCCAAUCUAAAAUUAUAAUUAUAGUUGAAGGAUAAUGAAAUUGAAAGUUAUAAAUUUUAAAUAUCUCAAAUUCAAAUACCUGAUGAAUAAAAGAGAGAGAAAUAUCUUUAAUAAAAAAGUGAGGAAAUUGUUGGAUUAUUAUCCAAAAUAGAUGAGUUAGCUUAUGAAAAUCAAUAAUAUUAAAAUAAAGAAUGUGCAAAUUAAGAUUUUCAAUUAAUGUUUGCAUAAUCUUAAAAAUAAAUAGAAGAAAAAUAAAAAUAAAUCGAUAGGUAUAAAGCUAAAUUAAAAGAGACUUCAAAAGAUAAUAGAUCAAUGUCAUUAUCAUAAGCUGGAGGAAUAAAUAUUUUAUCUGGAAAAGAAGUUUAAGAGUUGAAAUAAAGUUUUGAAGAUGAAAAAUAACUUUUGUUCAAUUAAAUUAAAUAAUUGGAAAAUAGUAAAAUAUAUUUGUAAAAGAGUUUGGAUGCACAAAAGAAACUUAACCAAAGAGUAAUUGAUUAUAUUAGUUCUAUGAAUUUGAAUAAAAAAUUAGUUGAAUUACAAGCAAAGGGUUUUGAAGAGAAAGGAACAACAUAUUCAGAUGACUACACUAAUUUAUUAGAUAUUAAGAAUUAAUAGAACUAAAUGUUGAUUAGAUUAAAGAACACACACUUGUAAUAAAUAGAAGAGCUUAAAAAUAAAAUUAAAAAUUUGAAAUGA